AUGGAUAAUAAAACAUUAAGUUUAUUAAGACCAAUAGAGAAACGUUUUCAUGAAUUGGAAUUUGAAUAUUUACAAAACGCAGCAGCUACAUAUAUACAAGCAGUGUGGCGUGGAUCUCUACAACGUAGGAAAUAUUCUAUAGUAAAGAAGAACAAAUUUGAAGAAUUUGCAAUCAUAUUAAUACAAUCAUCAGUUAGACGUAUAUUGUCAUGUUAUUCAUUAUUGGAUACAAGAAAUGUAAAAUAUACCAGCUGUGUGAUGAUACAAUCGUAUUUCCGUGGAUACCUGGUCCGGAAAAAAUAUGAGAAGUUAUUAUCAUUGAAGCUUAUAUUAUUACCAAUUCUACUCAAAGGUAGUAAAAUCAUUGGAAUGAGUGAACAAAUAAACUUUAUAAAGUUGUAUAAGGAUCAGAAUUCAGUAUCAUUGCAGAUGAAAAGGUUAAUAUCAGUACAGACGAAUUUACCACCAGGGUUCAUAAAAGUACAAAAUCUAGCCCGAAUGCAUUUUAUAAGAAAACAGUUUAUAAACUUAAAAAACACAUUGGAAAAGGUGUAUGCAGUAGCAAUGACGAAAUGUGCAAGAAUGGAGUAUUUGGAAAAGGUUCGAUCAGCAGUUAAAAUCCAACGUUGGUGGCGUUUAUUACCAAAAGAUUCUAUACCAGCACUAGGUUCUGGUGCACUAUAUUAUAUAAACAAGAAAGAAAAGAAUACAGUAACAUUAUUAAGUAAUGAAUUGAAAGAGUUUGGGAUUACAAUUUAUAGUUAUGUUUGUUCAGAUUUAAGGAGAAUAUAUUUAAAUACUUGGGCUAUGGUACCAUUAACAUUAAUUAAAACUAUACGACUCAUGCAAAAAUCAUCAACUGACUUAAAUUUUACACAAAUGAGAUCUAUAGAUACUAUUAAAUUUGCUAUAGGUUCAACACAUUCAUUAAUAUUAAUACAAACCAAUCAGGGAUCUUGUGUAUAUAGUUGGGGUUGGAAUGAUAAAGGACAACUUGGAAGAAAAUCAUUAUAUCCAUUAAAAUCAUCUGAUAAUGAUUUCUUAAUUACUAAUCCACUUGAAUUUCAAUCUACCCAUAACAAUACUAAUACCCAUAACAAUACUAAUACCCAUAGCAAUAUUAAUCCCAAUAGUACUAAUUCCAUUUCAUCCGUAUUGGAUAUGGAAUUAUAUAGAAUAUAUAAUGGAUUGGAAGAAAAUGUAUAUAUAGUUGAUGUGGUAUGUGGAAAUGAUUAUUCAUUAGCAUUGAGUGAUGUUGGAAUAGUGUACAGUUGGGGUGAUAAUACAUAUGGUCAAUGUGGUCAAGGUCCAAGAUAUCUUAAAAUAUAUCAACCUACAGCAAUAGAAUUGAAUGGUGUCACAUCAAUUUGUUCUGCAAGUUAUCAUAGUGUUGUAUUUAGUAAUUUUGAAUUCUAUACCUUUGGGAAAACUUUUGGAUAUAACAUUUUUAGACCUGUACCAAUCAGUAAAUUAGUACCAAGUCUAGUUAACCAAACUCUUAAAGUUGUUAAAUGUGCUGGUACAGUCACAUUAUUCUAUACCAAUGAACUUGAUUAUAUACUCAAUGUAUACAAUACAAAUUUUUCAAUAUAUUCUUUCAAAACAUAUAAAUUGGAUAGUACAGAGGAUUUGGGGAAUAGAGUUGGGGAUAGAGUUGGGAAUACGCGGGAUAGAGUUGGUAAAACAUUUGGUAACAAAUUUGAUACAAUUGUGAACACACUGGAUACAUCUGAUAGCACAUUGAAUACACUGAAUACAGUUAAUAAAUGGGAUAGAAUAAGAAUGUAUAGUUUUAUGGGUAGUAUAAAAGAAGUGAGUACAAAUGGUAAGAUAAUAUGUGGAAUAAUUGAAAAUGGAACGGAAUCAAGUUAUGAAGUUAAAGUAUAUAUCAUGGGAUAUAUAAAGUGUGUACCAAUGGAGAAGAAAGUGGGAACAAAAAACUUAUUUGUAGGAGCCUUUAGAGAAAAAUUCGAAAAUAAAACCAAGCCAAUUUCAUUAUUAAAUGUACAGACAGAUCAUGGAAUGAAUUGUUAUAUACCAUCACCAGCUGAAGUUAUAUUACACAGAAUACCAAACCAAGUAUUGUGUGAUGGAGAACAGGUAGUUUUUGUGACAAAUAACGCAAUUUACGGUGCUAAACUUUUCCAAAUACAUGUACAAAAUCAAGAUGACUAUGAAGUUAAAGAUAACUCGACAGUUGAAAUUAGACCUGGAGCUAACAUAAGACUUGAUCCGGUAAUAUACCAGUUCAUGGAACCAUUUAAUAAAAAAAAUAAACUACACACCUCAUUCAACUCAUUGUCACACUCCAUCCUAUACUCUGACUAA
Theileria annulata is the source of this 2328-nucleotide messenger RNA. RefSeq lists its product as uncharacterized. Bases 1 to 2328 code for a protein of 775 amino acids. The transcript has 2 exons. The record is from RefSeq and is a predicted model, not a curated record. Gene Ontology annotation, molecular function: protein binding. NCBI's taxonomy places the organism in Eukaryota, Apicomplexa, Aconoidasida, Piroplasmida, Theileriidae.